AUGCGUGCGAUUUUUUUCUUUCGCGCUGGCCUUCGCCGUGCCAAUUCUGACUUCAGCCCGUUUUGCGGCGCUUGCGCUUGCGCCCAUUGCGCGGGCAUGGCGAAGCGCACUCAGGCUGAGGCCUUCGGCUCCGCGCGAAUGCCGGCGCCGGUGCCGCGGCCGCAGGAGCUGCCUCGGCCGAGUCCAUCGAGCGCAAUUGGCACCGAGGCUUUCCGCAUACAAUGGGGCCCUCCGCCUCACGACCAGACGCUGCCGAGCGCCGACGCGCCGCCGAGCGCCGACGCGCCGCCCAGCGCGCUACUGCGCCCUCCGAGGAAUGCCUCGCCGCUCUGCUCGAGGAGCCUGAUCCCCCGUUCCGUUGCCGUGAGGCACGCCAUGGUGGACUGA
This is a messenger RNA of Emiliania huxleyi CCMP1516, 387 nucleotides long. RefSeq lists its product as hypothetical. Bases 1 to 387 code for a protein of 128 amino acids. Lineage: Eukaryota; Haptophyta; Isochrysidales; Noelaerhabdaceae. The record is from RefSeq and is a predicted model, not a curated record. The transcript has a single exon.